ACCCCUCACUCGGCCAUUUCAGCCAUUGAACAGAAAUAUAUCUCUAUAUCUAGUUUUUUGAUACUUCUACUCUGUCAGCAUGUCUGCCUCCGAACAAACUUUCAUUGCUAUCAAGCCCGACGGUGUCCAGCGCGGGCUCGUCGGUCCCAUCAUUAGUCGCUUCGAGAGCCGGGGGUACAAACUUGCUGCCAUCAAGCUCGUCACCCCUUCGAAGGAACACCUCGAGAAGCACUAUGAGGAUCUCUCUAGCAAACCUUUCUUCAAAGGCCUUGUUACCUAUAUGCUGAGCGGACCUAUCUGCGCCAUGGUCUGGGAGGGCCGCGAUGCCGUCAAGACAGGUCGUGCCAUCCUUGGUGCCACUAACCCCCUCGCAUCUGCCCCCGGCACCAUCCGCGGUGACUUCGCCAUUGACGUCGGUCGCAACGUCUGCCACGGCUCUGACAGUGUCGAGAACGCAAAGAAGGAAAUCGCACUGUGGUUCAAACCUGAGGAACUCGUUCAGUACCAGCAAAGCCAGGCCAACUGGAUCUAUGAGUAGAGCUAUCACUUAGCGCACCACGCCCUAGUAUGACAUAAGUUAAUGACAAUAAGGAAAAGUAAUUCGGAAGAAUAUCGAGAUCUGAAGAAAAAAGAAAAAAAUCUUACUGUUUGUUGAUAUUUCACAACACGAGCAUCCCUCAUACAUAUCCAUUCACAAAUGUAUAUACAUGUCACGUCACAGCCAUAAUCAAGUCCAUUAAUAGAAAAUAGAAUAUAGGUCUAAGUCUUUCUACCAAACACCAU
Molecule: messenger RNA, 783 nt
Organism: Histoplasma capsulatum G186AR
Lineage: Eukaryota; Fungi; Ascomycota; Eurotiomycetes; Onygenales; Ajellomycetaceae
Product: nucleoside diphosphate kinase
Exons: 7
Coding region: 80-538 (152 amino acids)
Biological process (GO): CTP biosynthetic process; GTP biosynthetic process; UTP biosynthetic process
Molecular function (GO): nucleoside diphosphate kinase activity
Source: RefSeq, a predicted model, not a curated record